Messenger RNA from Eruca vesicaria subsp. sativa (arugula), 1777 nucleotides. The record is from the annotation of a GenBank genome assembly. Lineage: Eukaryota; Viridiplantae; Streptophyta; Magnoliopsida; Brassicales; Brassicaceae.
CAAUCUCUCUCUACCAGAGUUCCAAAACAAAAACUUUCUCUUUAACUACAGCUUGAAACUUUUGAAUAUACUCACGGAAAGUUGUCUUUAUUAUUCCACUCUGUUUUUCUUGUUGUUGGAGUUUUGAUAAAAUGUCGUCACAGAGACACUUAAAAGAUCUUCUUGAAGAAGAUCAAGAACCGUUUCAACUUCAGAGUUACAUUUCCGACCAACGUCGCCAGAUAACGCAUUUACAGGUCAAGAAACGCAGACCAGUCUCUCAAAACGCUGGACUUCCUUCACGUUUCUGCCGCAACGCUUGUUUCUUCUCCCUACGUGAAUCGCCUGACCCGAAGAAGUCUCCACUCUUCGAACUCAAGUCGCCUAACAGGAGCCAGAACGCUAUUUUCGUCAACAUACCGGCGAGAACUGCUUCUAUACUGCUAGAAGCUGCGGUUAGGAUACAGAAACAAUCGUCUGAGGGUUCAAAAACCAAAACGCGGAACGUAGGAAACGCGUUUGGGAUGUUUGGGUCAGUGUUGAAGAAGCUAACGCAAAGAAAGAAACGCGAAAUCAGCGGCGGUAAAGUCGGUGGUGGAGUUUCUUCUGUGAAGGAUAUGUUGGGAUGGGAAUCUCCUGUUGUUCGUAAAAUAGUGACUAGAAAAUCCAAACGCAAAGAAGAACAAAACUCCUCCCAAACGCAGAAAACAGCGUCUGAGCCGCAGUUCUCACGUAGGUCUAGUAGUAGUGGUGUUUGGUCAGAGAGUGUUACCAACGGAGACUGCGAUUUCGAACCGUCAAUUAGCUCCAGCAGCGGAUCUGACGGUUUAGAUGAGUUAACGUGUGGCUUGAUGAACGGUCCAGAUUUUUCGGAGGAUAAACGCUUUUGUGAAAGCCCGUUUCAUUUUGUUCUCCAAACAACAAUGCCUUCUUCAGGCGGUUUCAGAACGCCGAAUUUCACGUCGCCUGCGGUUUCUCCACGCCAUGAUUGUCAAGAGAUGAAGAAAGAGAGUUACGAAGUAGAGAAGCUAAAGAAACUAGAUGUAGAAGAGGAAGAAGAAGAAGAAGAUAAGGAACAGAGCAGCCCAGUUUCAGUUUUGGACCCUCCAUUUCAGGACGAUGACGAAGACAUUCACAUGGAUGACAAUAACAUCACCUCCAGCUUCAGAUCUGUACAAAAAGCAAAGCAUCUGCUUCUACAGAAGCUAUGUAGAUUUGAGCAACUCACGGGUUUGGAUCCGUUGAAACUCGAGAAAACAAUGUCAGACCAAGACACCGAGGAGGAUAGUGAAGUAGAAAAGAUGAGAAAUCAUUAUCAGUGUGAGAUUAUAACUCAUAGAGUUCUCAAAACGUAUUUUAAAGACAUUACAGAAGUUCCCGAAGGCAUAGAAGCAUUGAUCUCAGACCUUGUAGCAGAGGAAAUGCAAAACAAUAGCUUGUUUCAAGACGAUGAAGCCAAAAGGGUAUGCGAGAGAUUAAGAUCUUGGAGAGAUGUGGAGUCGAACACUAUCGAUAUGAUGGUCGAGCAUGAUUUUAGGACAGAGAGUUUGGGAUCAUGGAGAUCAAAGAACGAUGCAGAAGUCGCAGAGGCUGUUUUGGAGAUCGAGUUUGAGAUUUUUAAGGAUUUAGUUGAAGAAUUAUCACAAAACAUUGGCGGAGAUCGAUGGUCACUGAAUUUUAAUAUUGAGGUUGCUUCUGUCGCAAGUAAUGACAACUAAUCUGCGUAGUUUAUGUAUGAUGUAUGUAAAAGUUUUGCUUGAUGAGAGUAUUAAGAUUUGUGUAAUUCCUUGUGAGAACU